CCGGGGCUGAGGGGAGGGGCGGGGCGGGCGCGCGCGGCGACCGUUGGCGGGCCGUUGCCUCCCGCUGCCCCAUGAGCGCUACGGCGGCGGCGGCCCUCGCUGAGGGGGCGGCCCUGGCGGAGGGGGCCGCCGUGCCCUACGCGGUGGAGCUGGGGCUGACCGUGCUCCACACGGCGCUUUACGCCGCCCUGUUCCUCUUCGCCUACCUGCAGCUCUGGCUGCUCCUCUACUACCGGGAGCGGCGGCUGAGCUACCACACGCUCUGCCUCUUCCUCUGCCUGCUCUGGGCAGCCCUCAGGACCACCCUCUUCUCCUUCUACCUGCAGAACUCCCUGCAGGCCCUUCGCCUCCAGCAGCCCUUCGCCCACUGGCUGCUCUACUGCCUGCCCGGCUGCCUGCUCUUCUCCAGCCUCUGCCUCCUCAACCUCUAUUUCGCUGAGGUCAUAUUCAAAGUGAAAUGUGCAGCUGAAUUCAACAAGUACAAGGUCCUGUUGUAUCUGGGCUCCAUCUUUACCAGCCUUCUCUUCUUAGUUGUGAACUUAACUUGUGCAAUGUUAAUCCACGGUGAGGUCCCAGAGAACCAGCUGAGGUGGACAGUCCUUGCCCGUGCCCUAGUCAAUGACAGCCUCUUCAUCCUCUGUGCCAUCUCGCUGGCUUGCUGCAUGUGCAAACUAGGAAAGAUGUCUUCAGCAAAUGUCUACCUCGAGUCCAAGGGAACAUCUGUCUGCCAGGCUAUUCUUGUGGGAUCUGUAGUUGCUCUUCUGUAUUCCUCAAGGGCUUGCUAUAACCUGGUAGCUGUGGCCAUAUCUCCAGACAAUGUUCCUGGUCCUUUUAACUAUGGCUGGGACAACCUUUCAGACAAGGUGCAUGUGGAAGUGAGCAGUGAAGAGUAUGUGGUGUUCGGAGUGGUCCUCUUCCUCUGGGAGCUGGUGCCGACAACUUUUGUGGUGCUGUUCUUCCGGGCUCAGAGACUGAGUCAGAACUUGACUCCAGCGGGGAUGGUGAAUAGUCACAGUUACAGCUCCAGAGCCUACUUCUUUGACAAUCCGAGGCGCUAUGACAGCGAUGAUGACUUGUCACGGCUUGGGGCCAGAGAUGGAGGCUUGGCUACCCCUCAGUGCUCUGGCUGCUAUGGGUCCCUGGCUGGAAAUGACAGCUAUGUGGUGGGUCCCCACCUCAGCGGAACAGCUACAGACAGUGCCCCCUUGCUCUUUGCCGCAGGCGGCUCGGAGAUGAAUAAUCACCAUAGCUCAUACCCUGCACCACAGAACUGAAGAGGCUGCGAGGUCCCUUUCUUCCCAGAAGUGGCAUUCAUGUAUAGGAUUGUAACCUGGUUUUCUUUCAUUCUUCCCCAAAGCAUCUAACUCAUCGACACAAACAUUCCACUACCUGCUGCAGCUGUAAGCGGGACUGAGCCUAUGGCUGCAGGCAGUAAGCAAGAGAACUGUGACUUUAAGGUACCAUGUAGCAAAGUGAAGCGGAACUCUCUGGAAGCUUUUUCUUGGUCUGGUCUUCAAGAUGUUGGCAGCUAAAUGCACCAGAGCUUCCUCACUAGAAAAGAAACAUCAAAUGCAUAUUUGCACUUUUAUCUGCACACUUGGAAGGAACGAAUCUUGCUCAGACUGUGCUUGGUCUGAGACUGUUCUAGUUACUCUUAAUUGCACAUCCAUAGCUGGGAGAGGCACUAUCUUCCUGCAAAGACGUGUUCCGUGAAGUACUCUGCAUCCUGACUCACUUGGGAGUGUGAAGCUCUUUUAACAGAGCGUUACGGGCAGGGCCUCCUGUGGUGAAUGUUAAAGCAUACUGUGCCAUAUUCACACCUGGCAGGGCUGAUGCCUCUGGGCUGACUGUGGUCUUGCCCUGACUGCUGGCCCUCGUUUCACCUGGUUGCUGAACUGUCCUACCUAGGACUGUGGGUUCAAAGCUUGGCUCGAAGCAUACCCUAGAGCAGAGGCCUAUGAGGGUGAGACCCAGUGUUCCUACUGGCGUUGAGAUAACUAUGUUGUAACCAACCUGCUAGUUUCUGGCAAAGGAAGAGGGCUGGCUCGGAUGGUAGCUGCUGUUGGGUGGUGGGCAAGGCUCCAUGGGCUGCUGCCUUCAGGGAAAGCUUGGAGCUGGAGCUGGCCCAGGGAGAGUGCGUAUGCAGGAAUGUGUGUGGCCCAAAGCACAUGUGGAACCAGGGCUGCUUUAACUGGGGGGUGGUAAGAGCAGUCCGGCUCCCCUUUCCCCCGCAGUAUUAAAUUGCAUUUAGCAGAUAACCAAGGGUUUUAACUUCAAGUGAAUGUGAACCGGUGGGGUCACUGCUGAGGUGCAGGGGCUGUCUGUCUGCUUGGGGAGGCAAGGCCUGCUCUUGCAGAAGGAGGUGGCAGACACUGUGGAGACCUGACCAUGGAGCAGGACCAUGGGCCUGGAGUCCUCCCACUGCCACAGAAGCUGCAUCAGCAGGGCUUAGCAGUGUACACAGCAUUUUGAGUGUGCUGGGUUGGUCUGGGAGGAGGUUUCUGUCUCUUUAACCAAAACAGCCAUGUUUGACCUGGCUGGUAGCUCCACUGGGCUCCUGGAGGUGGAGGCUUGGUGUUAUUCCUGGCUUGCCCUGAGCUUGAUGUGGGGAUGAGUGAAGCAGCUUUGGAUGUGGCCUUGGAUGGAGGCCCUGGCCCAGGGAGGGCAGCUGCUCUGCCCUAUCAUGACAGCCUGAACUGGAACUGCUUUUAGCCCACCCAGGGCUGCUCCUGCGGGUCAAAGCCAGGUCUGACACUGAAGGACCCGGUGGGGGUGAAGGACUUGCCUGUGCGUGGAGCGGUCUGGCACUGCCUGGCUCCAGCCAUGUGACACUGGGCUGGCUCUGGUGCUGGAGCCCCCAUAGCUCUGUGAGAGAACCCCCAAGCACUGGGGCAGCCCCGGCCUCUCCUCACUUGCCAUGUGCUCACUAGUAUGGCCUGCUCACCCUGUCACCCACCUCACUUUUACUGAGCUAGAUGUCACUUGUCACACCGAGAAUGCCCUGUCCCUCUGUGUGGUCUGUGCCAGCUUGUGGGCCUCCCUGCUAACCCGCUUCACUCUUGCUGGCCCCCAAAAAGGAGCAAUCCCAGCUGCUUUUUGGAGAAGGCUUGGAGAUGACAACUUUCAGCACAUCCCUCUUGCUCUAGUACUUGAACCAGAGCCCUGCCCCCACUGCCGUGGCUCUCCUGGCUGCUCUGCCUGUCUCCUCGCCUCGGCCGGGGCACAGAAACAGGUUGCUCCAUCUCAAUCACUGCUUGACUUACGGCAAAGCUAAGGGAGGACCUGGACUCAGUGUGUUGCCCUUCUUUCUUCUGCUGUAAGUCACCAAAGAUAGUAAGUGAUGCUAGUGGCCCCUGUUCUUGCUUAAAUUCCAAAGCACUAGGAGCACUUUAAGUUUUUCUUUGGAGGGGAAGGAGUGUAGUGCAAAAAAAAUAAUAAUUUUAAAAUAAAGAAUUAAAGGGCUACAGGCUCAUUGUUCAUAUUGCACUGAAGCACACAACAAUAAUACGAUCUUCCUGGCAUUAGGAUGGCAGGUCGGGGGUCGGGGCAGUGAGUCUUGUUGCUAAUGUACUUGUGAGUGACUGGCAAAGUGUUUUGGUUUUACUCAUUUGUACGGAUGGCCGUUAAUUUCAAAACUCUGACUUGCUCCUGCUGGGGCUGGUCCCAUGUUUUACUGAAGUAAUUUAUAGCUGAGAAAUACAAUGACUUUUUUAAUGCAUAGUUGCCUUUCAUUAAACUUUUUUUGUUGGUAUGGUUUAACAGUGUUUUGGCUUUGCAGUCAGGCAGCAGCUGGCUGUGACAGGAAGCUGUGGCCAAUGAAUGUACCUAUUUGUUCUUCACUAAACUGUAACCAAGCACUACUAUGUUGAAAUAAAUAAAAAAAGCCUACUUUCUGUGCUAGGCUGCCAGAG
Messenger RNA from Falco peregrinus (peregrine falcon), 3911 nucleotides. RefSeq names its product G protein-coupled receptor 137C (gene GPR137C). The transcript has 7 exons. Gene Ontology annotation, cellular component: lysosomal membrane. NCBI's taxonomy places the organism in Eukaryota, Metazoa, Chordata, Aves, Falconiformes, Falconidae. The coding region runs from base 72 to 1274 and encodes 400 amino acids. Gene Ontology annotation, biological process: positive regulation of TORC1 signaling. The record is from RefSeq and is a predicted model, not a curated record.